AACGCCGGAAUGGAAUGAAAAUUAUUAAAAAUGCUGUUUGUUUAACAGUUUUACCAUUCAUGUGACUAAAAAAUGACGGAAAGUAACAACAACUACACCAAUACAGUUCGAGAUUAAGACUAGCCUAAAAAUAGUACCUUAUACUCUGAAAUUAGAAGAAGUACCCUACCGUAACGGUCGUGUACACAAUAGCACGGUUUAGAGAGAUUCAGAAGGCUUGAAGCCGACUCUCUUUCAACCGCCAACGAUAUAAGAGCCAUUAAUAUUCAUCUAUUAUGAACGUUGGUCGUUAGGACUUGAAGAAAAUAAAAGUUUCUUUAAUACUCAAAAGAAAUAAAACUUUUUUAAACUUGCACAUAAAAUGGCUUUACCACCAAACUACAAACAAGUAGCAAUGGCUACAUCAAACAUCGUUGCAUCGAAUCAACGUCUUAGAGCUUCUGGUGGAAGUAGUAACAGCUCAACAAAUAGCAAAGAUACACCAAACCCAUUUGUACAAACACCUCAUAGCCAUCCAGGAUUUACACCACAAAAAGUUGGAAAAAAUACAAAUGCUGACUCGCGUAUGCCGAAACCACCUAAGCCACCAGAGAAACCUCUUAUGCCUUAUAUGAGAUAUAGUAGAAAAGUAUGGGACCAAGUGAAAGCUCAGAAUCCAGAAUUAAAAUUAUGGGAAAUUGGGAAAAUUAUUGGUCAAAUGUGGAGAGACCUACCAGAAGAAGACAAAACAGAGUUUAUUGAAAUGUAUGAAGCAGAAAAGGUUGAGUAUGAAAAAAGCUUAAAAACUUAUCAUAAUUCACCUGCAUACUUAGCUUACAUUGCUGCCAAAAAUAGAGGAAAAUCUGCAAUGUGUGCUGCACAACAAAGUAAUGAUGAUCGAGAGAGUCAUGAACGUUCAUCAGUUAGUACUAAAGGUCAGACAGCUCAGGAUAGAAGAAUAGACAUCUUACCUGCAGAAGAUGAUGAUGAUCAAGACGAUGGAUAUUCAGUGAAACAUGUUGCAUAUUCUCGAUAUACCCGAAAUCAUCGUCUUAUUAAUGAAAUAUUUAGUGAUACAGUAGUUCCUGAUGUUCGCUCUGUUGUUACUACACACCGUAUGCAAGUAUUACGACGCCAAGUACAAUCAUUAACAAUGCAUCAGAAAAAGCUUGAAGCUGAAUUACAACAAAUAGAAGAAAAAUUUGAAGCGAAGAAACGUAAAUUUAUUGAAACAAGUGAAAUAUUUCAAGAAGAAUUGAAAAAACACUGUAAACCUGCAGUAGACGAAGACACAUUUAACAAAAUGGUAGAACGACAGUAUGAAGCUCUUAGACGAGAUAGAUUAAAAGGAACAGAAGAAAAUCGUUCAGACGGACCAGCAUCAAGUGAAUCAACACCAAACUCAACACCUACUCCAACGCCUGCUCCUGUCAAUGAUGAAACUCAAUCCGAUGUUCCUGAAAACGAAGCACUAGAUAAAAAACCGAAUGGGACUGAAAAGACUACAAAUGAAAUAAAGAAAGAAGCAUCUUCUCCACCAUACACUGAAAAUAAACCUGAACCUCCGCUAGUUCAGGGAAAUUUGAAUCAACACGCAUCCAAUUCUGGAAUGUAUUGUGGGACUGUUAGUCCAAUACAACAGCAGCAACAAACGCCGCCACCACCAUCAUUACAACAACAGCAGCAGCAGCAACAACAACAGCAGCAGCAGCAGCAGCAGCAACCACCGCCUUCACAACCACCACAACAGCCACUACCUCAGUCUCAUCAACAACAUCCACAACAAUCAGUUCCGCAGCCGCAACAAUCUCCUUUACAGCAACCACAGUCUACUACUACGGCAACAGCAGCGCCAGCUAAUAUGAAUUCAAGUGUACCUGUUAAUACAAGUGCAACUGCAAAUGCACCAACUAUGCCUCCAGUUUCUUCGCCAGCUCCACCUGUGCAACAUACUCCUCACCAACAAGGAAUGCUCGCCAAUCAUUCGAUGCCACCACAUCAAGGAGGACAAGGAACCCAAGGAACACAGGUGCUUCCACCUCAAGGACCUGUUUCUAAUCCACAUACCCCUCAGAUGAUUCCACCAAAUCAAGGCUAUGGUCAACAAUAUCAACCAGGACCAACCCAACAAGCUCAGAAUGUUCCGUUAGCUCCAAGACCUCCGCAUCCAUCUUAUACUUAUUCACAGCAGCAACCGUACCAUCAGCCGUACCCUCAAUAUGCACAUCCAUAUUACCAUCAACCAUAUUCACAGUACUCGCCACACGCUAUGGGUCGUCCUCAUGCCCAUGGCCCUCAUAGCCCGCACAGUCCACAUUAUCAUCCACAAUCUCCUCAUGCCGUCGGAGAAAAUAAUACUGCUAAUAACAGUGUACCUGGUUUAAACACUGCUUCUGCACCAACAUCCGAUGCUAAUAAUUCAUCUUACUCCCCGGCAUCAGGACAUUGCGAAAACGAACGUUCUGUUCCCUCAGAGAAUCAAGAAAGCCAAGUAGAUAUUAAAUCAGGUUCUGGUUAAUUUUUCUUUUUUUAAUAAUCACAUGUCUAUUUAUAGAAUUCCUUUGAAUUUAUGUAAACUGUAAAACUACAUUCAAACAAUAUCAAUGCAUUUAAUCAGUUACAAUAAGAAUUGUCAAGUUCAUCCAGUUUGUACAAUAAAAAUGCAUUAUUAAUCUUCUUUUUA
Dufourea novaeangliae is the source of this 2662-nucleotide messenger RNA. RefSeq names its product SWI/SNF-related matrix-associated actin-dependent regulator of chromatin subfamily E member 1-like. The coding region runs from base 362 to 2497 and encodes 711 amino acids. The record is from RefSeq and is a predicted model, not a curated record. NCBI's taxonomy places the organism in Eukaryota, Metazoa, Arthropoda, Insecta, Hymenoptera, Halictidae. Gene Ontology annotation, biological process: negative regulation of DNA-templated transcription. The transcript is spliced from 10 exons. Gene Ontology annotation, molecular function: nuclear receptor binding; nucleosomal DNA binding. Gene Ontology annotation, cellular component: SWI/SNF complex.